CUGCCAUGAAUGAUGUUGAUGAAAUCACAAGAUUGGUCCGUGGCAAUGCAUGCUGUCUAGUAGCUGCUAUCGGAUUCGCAUUGAACUACUUGCCCGUGAAGAAGUACGACACAGGUGAUGGUAUUUUCUUCUGUGCGGCCAUGUCCGUCGGCAUUCUCGGAGAGGUGACAAAGCACGAUCAACUUGUGAGGAGCCAUGUGGAUGCUGGGCAACCUGGACUGACAGGUCUGGGCCUUGGGCUGACGAUGUGGGAUUUGAGCAACAUGUUGGUGGGUUGGUUCAUUGGGCACUUUGGCCUCUUCGGCGUGGACAAGGAAAUCAUUCAACAUCCGCUGCUGAACUAUGUGGGCCUUGUGCUGGCAUCUGUAUCUCUAAUCUUCUUCUCUUUGUCCUCGGUGUUGAACAGCCAAGAUAAAGAGCUGUCUCCGUCGAAAAAGGAGCUCAGGGAAGACUGCAACAGUGUGAGGUUGAAGAUCCAGAACAAAGGAGAUCGAGGCCAAGGUGGUACGGGAACCAGCGGCUUCGCCCUCUUCGGUGGUUUCGGAGCCGAGAUGUUUUCCAUCCAAAAGAGGGGCCUUUUGAAUCAUCCAAACAGCUCCGAUUUGAAGAUUAGGUGCGCACCAUGCGCACCAGCGACGCUGGGCGAUGGCCAAGACAUGCCGAACGAGUCUAUUCGUGGUUGUCCGAACGUGUCCACCCGAACCACCGCACCUCCGAAAGUGAUCUUGAAGCCGGUCCGAAGCUUACAGGAUGGGGAGAAUGAACCGACUGCCGAAGAACACGACCAUCCUGCAGCUGUUAAUUGGCUCUAUGAUGGCGAUGGUGGCAGGCUUCCGACGGAUUUGUUGCAAGGGGACUUUGGCAAACAGCACAGCAGGUGGCCAUCCGUGGAAAAAAAAAGCUACGCACCUCGAAGCCUCGUGAUUCCUGCCUUAUCUUCUGGAGUCAUCUGGGGCAUUGCUCAGGUGGCUUGGUUUCAGGCGAAUUUGGAUUUGGGCUUUUCAGUGUCCUUCCCGGUCAUUGCGCUAUUGAUCGGCAUUUGCUGCUUUGGAGAAGUGGAGAGCUUUUGGAGCCGCGUUUUUGCUGCUCUGGGGCUGCUUCUCCGAAUUCCAGCCCGUGAAAGUGACAAGACGGUGGCCUCGCAGAGCCUUACCCCCAUAUCUCUGAAGCUCUACGGGGAGGCUGCUGCAGUGCUCCGCUGGGAGGCUCCAGUGCCUACAGUAACGGUGCUUCAAGUGCAGCUGCCAGGCACCAGAUGCAUCAGCAGCGCUCCGGAAACGCACCUCUUGGGUGCAUGUGACAAAAGGCUGGCCUCGCAGAGCCUUGCCCCAAUGCCCCAAAAAGACGGACCAGGUGCUCUGCUGGGAGGCUCCAGACUUCGCAAGCGCUAA
Molecule: messenger RNA, 1391 nt
Organism: Cladocopium goreaui
Lineage: Eukaryota; Dinophyceae; Suessiales; Symbiodiniaceae
Source: the annotation of a GenBank genome assembly